Messenger RNA from Opisthorchis viverrini, 405 nucleotides. RefSeq lists its product as hypothetical. The transcript has a single exon. Bases 1 to 405 code for a protein of 134 amino acids. NCBI's taxonomy places the organism in Eukaryota, Metazoa, Platyhelminthes, Trematoda, Opisthorchiida, Opisthorchiidae. The record is from RefSeq and is a predicted model, not a curated record.
AUGUGCUUGAUGAUCCGCUACCACUUGAAUUCAUUAAAUAGUCAAUCUAAAUGGGACUGGUCUAUUGCCCUGUACUACAGCGCGAAUCGCAACCACCACACAGUUGUGAAAAUGCGACCCAAUGAUGCCUGCGGUGCGCAUUCACCCCAUGUAAUGGACAGAGCUGAACACGAAGGAAUCAGUAACGAUAACAACACGUUCCAAAAUGGUGCAGUCAAAGUAAUUACCAGUCGUACGGUGGAAAACCACAAACUCUGGAAUGCCGCCACGUUAUCCACGCCCAAGUACGAGAGUUCAAAAAGGCUGGGAUUAUUUCGAACCGGACACUCCACAAUAAUAAGCUCACACCAAUCACUGACCAGCCCCGAGUUCAAACUAACGUUUCUGCUAAAUGUGACAAAGUGA